UUGAUGUAGCAAUCUUCAUCUUCUAUUUUUGAAAGAUAGAGAAACAUGUCCUUCAAAUCAGCAGUUCUGCUGGUUAUCUUCCUCCAAAGCUUUGCAAUCAUGACUUUGGCUUCAGAUCCAGAUCCUGUCCGAGACUUCUGCAUAGCCGGCGCAGCAUCUGCAAUCAACUCCCUUCAGUGCAAGAACUCAUCAACUGUCACGGUUGAAGAUUUCGUGUUUUCUGGCAUAAAGCUUCCUGGAAAUUUCAGUGAGACAGGUUUAUCAUCCAAGCCAGUGAAUGUGAAUGUGUUUCCGGGCUUGAAUACGCUAGGCAUGUCAUUUGUUCGAGCUGAUUUUGAAAUUGGGGGUGUCAAUGCACCUCAUUUCCAUCCAAGAGCAACUGAGGUAGCAUUUGUUCUUGAGGGGAAGAUUUAUUCUGGAUUUGUUGAUACAGACAACAAGAUAUUUGCUAAAGUGCUUGAGAAGGGUGAGGUUAUGGUGUUUCCUAGAGGUCUUGUGCACUUCCAGAUGAACGUUGGAGAUACAACAGCGACUAUCUUGGGGAGUUUUAAUAGCCAGAAUCCAGGACUGCAGAGGAUUCCAAAUGCUGUAUUUGGUUCUGGGAUCAAAGAAGAGCUUUUGGAAAAGGCUUUUGGAUUGAGUUCUAACGAAAUUGCCAAGUUGAGGUGGAAGUUUUCUCCCCAUGAAUUGAGUUAGAUGGUCAGGGCAAGUUGCCUCUUUGAAGCUUAGAUGAGUGUUUCAGCUGUUGUUAAUGCCAUGCUAUUUAUUCUAAAUUUGUUAAAACAAUUUUAAAGGUAAUAAGACAGCGAAACAUUU
This is a messenger RNA of Rubroshorea leprosula, 816 nucleotides long. The record is from the annotation of a GenBank genome assembly. NCBI's taxonomy places the organism in Eukaryota, Viridiplantae, Streptophyta, Magnoliopsida, Malvales, Dipterocarpaceae.